UGUCUGUCAAGACGGAACUUGGAUAAGAAAAUGGCGCAGUCAUCUGCGCAACUACUGUUCGAUGAGAGCGGGCAACCGUUCAUCGUUAUGCGUGAGCAGGAGAACCAGAAGCGUAUCACCGGAGUUGAAGCUGUGAAAAGUCAUAUUCUUGCCGCUCGUGCUGUGGCCAACACUCUUCGCACAUCUCUCGGUCCACGUGGACUCGACAAGAUGCUCGUUUCUCCAGACGGCGAUGUCACCAUCACCAACGACGGAGCCACUAUCAUGGAGAAAAUGGAUGUGCAACAUCACGUUGCCAAGCUUAUGGUUGAGCUCUCCAAGUCUCAAGAUCACGAAAUUGGAGACGGAACCACUGGUGUCGUUGUGCUCGCCGGUGCUCUUCUCGAAGAAGCUGAGAAACUCAUUGACCGUGGAAUCCACCCAAUCAAGAUCGCCGAUGGAUUCGAUUUGGCUUGCAAGAAGGCUUUGGAGACCCUUGACUCCAUCUCUGACAAGUUUCCAGUCGAGAAUCGCGAGAGACUCGUCGAGACUGCUCAGACUAGUCUUGGAAGCAAAAUCGUAAACCGUUCGUUGCGCCAAUUCGCAGAAAUCGCUGUCGAUGCUGUGCUCUCUGUGGCCGAUAUCGAGUCAAAGGAUGUUAACUUUGAAAUGAUCAAGAUGGAAGGCAAAGUUGGUGGAAGACUUGAAGAUACUAUUCUUGUCAAGGGAAUUGUUAUCGACAAGACUAUGUCUCAUCCACAAAUGCCGAAAGAGCUCAAAAAUGCCAAGGUCGCCAUCCUCACGUGCCCAUUCGAGCCACCAAAGCCAAAGACCAAGCAUAAGCUUGACAUCACCUCCACUGAAGAUUUCAAGGCUCUCCGUGAUUAUGAGCGUGAAACAUUUGAGACAAUGAUUCGACAGGUGAAAGAAAGUGGUGCAACAUUGGCAAUCUGUCAAUGGGGAUUCGAUGACGAGGCCAAUCAUCUUCUGCAAGCAAAUGAUUUACCGGCUGUAAGAUGGGUUGGAGGUCCAGAAAUUGAAUUGUUGGCUAUUGCUACAAACGCUCGAAUUGUUCCACGAUUCUCCGAGCUUUCGAAAGAAAAGCUGGGAACUGCUGGACUUGUUCGUGAAAUAACUUUUGGAGCCGCCAAAGAUCGUAUGCUUUCGAUCGAACAAUGCCCAAACAACAAGGCUGUUACAAUCUUCGUUCGCGGUGGAAAUAAGAUGAUUAUUGAUGAGGCUAAACGAGCUCUUCAUGAUGCUCUCUGUGUCAUUCGCAAUCUUGUCCGUGAUUCUCGGAUCGUUUAUGGUGGAGGAUCUGCUGAACUUGCUGCCGCUAUUCAAGUUGCGAAGGAGGCUGAUCGCAUUGAUGGUAUCGAGCAAUACGCUUUCCGUGCAUUUGCAGAUGCUCUUGAAUCAAUUCCAAUGGCUUUGGCUGAAAAUUCAGGACUUGCUCCAAUCGAUGCACUUUCUGAUUUGAAGGCAAAACAAAUCGAGACUGGAAAGUCUUCUCUUGGAAUUGACGCUGUUUUUGCUGGAACCAAUGAUAUGAAGGAGCAGAAGGUUAUCGAGACAUUGCUCAGCAAGCGUGAACAGAUCUCAUUGGCCACUCAGGUGGUUCGCAUGAUUCUGAAAAUCGACGAUGUGCGUGUUCCUGACGAUGAAAGAAUGGGAUAUUAAGAAAACCAUCAGACACGAAGGUUACGAUAGAUAACCAUCUCUCAAAGUCUAUCGACCUCCUUUUUCAUCUUGUUUUCCUUCCGAUUUACAAUUUUUGUUUCUUUCUAUCGAAAUCUCUUCCCCACUGUUUCUCCACCCAUUUGCUAUUACCUUUUCUUAAUUUUCAAUUUUUAAAAAUUGUUUAAUUGCUUGCUCUCCCAGUUAUCCGUUUUCUUUUCUCCAAUGAUACUCUUUUGUCAUUUUUUUACUAUAAAGUUUGUUGCUUCUUCGUU
Messenger RNA from Caenorhabditis elegans, 1931 nucleotides. It is a transcript of the gene cct-5, whose product is annotated as T-complex protein 1 subunit epsilon. Gene Ontology annotation, biological process: protein folding. Lineage: Eukaryota; Metazoa; Nematoda; Chromadorea; Rhabditida; Rhabditidae. The transcript is spliced from 8 exons. The record is from RefSeq and is marked reviewed. Bases 31 to 1659 code for a protein of 542 amino acids. Gene Ontology annotation, cellular component: chaperonin-containing T-complex; cytoplasm. Gene Ontology annotation, molecular function: ATP-dependent protein folding chaperone; ATP binding; ATP hydrolysis activity.